UUCCAUGUGAAUCAGGGCAGUGUUUGAUGUGGUUCUGCUCCAUUUUGCGCACUCUUCUGAGCUGAAUGCUCAGAGAUGUUUUUCCUUCCUCUCUUGCUCAUGAAUUCUGGAAGUUGCUUGCAUGACCUGCUGAUCUUUACUUUCCUUUUUAUAGGCCAUUGUGUGGGAUGAGUAUCUUACAGGGCCAUUUGGACUGAUAGCACAAUAUUCACUUCUAAAGGAACAUGAGGUGGAAAAAAUGUUCACCCUCAAAGCAGGCUGCAUCCUGCCUGCUGAUGUCAAAAAUAUUAUUUUCUUUGUCCGACCAAGACUGGAGCUCAUGGAUAUAAUUGCUGAAAAUGUGCUCAGGGAAGAGAGAAUCCGUUGUCCACAGAGGGAUUUCCAUAUCCUGUUUGUGCCGCGGCGCAGCUUGUUGUGUGAACAGCGGCUGAAUGAUCAGGGAGUCCUGGGCUCCUUCAUUCUCAGAGAGGAGUACAACCUGGAUCUGAUUCCAUUUGAUGGAGAUCUGUUAUCCAUGGAGUCUGAAACUGCCUUCAAAGAGUGCUACUUGGAAAAUGACCAGACCAGCCUUUACCAUGCCGCAAAGGGACUCAUGACGCUCCAGGCGCUUUAUGGAACAAUCCCGCAGAUCUUUGGGAAGGGAGAAUGUGCACGGCAUGUGGCUAAUAUGAUGAUCAGGAUGAAGAGAGAGUUCUCCGGGAGUCAGAACGCAAUAUUUCCUGUCUUUGAUACUCUCUUGCUACUUGACCGCAACGUAGAUUUGAUAUCGCCUCUGGCCACACAGCUGACGUACGAGGGACUGAUUGAUGAAAUAUAUGGAAUUCAGAAUACUUACGUGAAACUCCCCCCAGAAAAGUUUGCUCCCAAGAAGCAGGGGGAGGGCGGCAAGGACCUCCCCACGGAGCCAAAGAAGCUGCAGCUGAAUUCCGCGGAGGAGCUGUACGCCGAGAUCCGAGACAAGAAUUUCAACGCCGUGGGAUCCGUACUGAGCAAGAGAGCCAAAAUAAUAUCAGCAGCGUUUGAGGAAAGGCACCAUGCCAAAACAGUUGGCGAGAUCAAACAGUUUGUGUCCCAGCUACCGCACAUGCAGGCCGCAAGAGGGUCCUUAGCCAAUCACACCUCCAUCGCAGAACUCAUCAAAGAUAUCACUACAUCAGAAGACUUCUUUGAUAACUUAACUGUGGAACAGGAGUUCAUGUCAGGAAUAGACACCGAUAAGGUCAAUAAUUAUGUUGAAGACUGCAUUGCACAAAAGCAUCCCUUGAUCAAGAUCUUGCGGCUCGUUUGUCUGCAGUCCGUGUGCAACAGCGGACUGAAGCAGAAGGUCCUGGAUUAUUAUAAGAGAGAGAUUCUCCAGACUUACGGCUAUGAGCACAUACUGACUCUGAAUAACCUAGAAAAAGCUGGACUCUUGAAGGCUCAGUUAAGCAGCAGAAACAACUACCCCACAAUCCGGAAAACCCUGCGCUUGUGGAUGGACGAUGUGAACGAGCAGAAUCCCAAUGACAUCUCCUAUGUAUACAGCGGUUAUGCUCCCCUCAGUGUGCGCCUGGCACAGCUGCUUGCGCGGCCAGGGUGGCGAAGCAUAGAAGAAGUCCUGAAAAUGCUUCCAGGCCCUCACUUUGAAGAGAGGCAGCAGCUCCCAACCGGGCUUCAGAAAAAGCGUCAGCAUGGAGAAAACAGAGUCACUCUGGUAUUCUUCUUGGGUGGCGUGACCUAUGCUGAAAUUGCAGCUCUCCGGUUUCUGUCUCAAAUGGAAGAUGGAGGCACAGAAUAUGUCAUUGCAACAACGAAGCUAAUCAAUGGAACAAGUUGGAUUAAAUCUCUGAUGGAGAAGCUGGAACCACCGCCUUUUUAAAUUGAGAAUCUGCAACCAGAUGACGUGAAAGAGGCUUGCUAUGUGCUCGGGUCUUCAUAAGAGCAGAGAAGAAAAGCCACUGGAUCCAGUGCAUGAAAUACCGUCUUUUUGUCUCUCCGGUCUUCCUCCUAUGAUCAUUCAGACCUUGGCAAUGAGCUGAUGCCUCAGAAAGAGAGAAAAAUAUCAACAAGCAAAGGAGGACUGCUCCCGAGUUAGCUUCUGAAAUAAGGAGGAAGCUGUUUUUGGCUGGAAUUUAGAGCAUACCCUUUAGCACAAUUCCCAGACUUUUUAUUUUUAUUUAUUGCAGCAUAUAAACAUCCCUUUGGAGUGAACAUAUUCCACAAUCCAGCACAUUUCUCAAGAGGUUUUCCUGGCAGCUUCCCCUUCCCUUUCUGUUGUCACUUUAUUUUUAGUUCUGACUCCUCAUGCCAUUCCUAAACAUUCUCCCCAAGCUGUGUUGUCAUGUUUGUAGACCCACACACAAUAAUUCUGAAGCCUGCUUGUAAAGCUCCAAGUCCCACCAAAGUCAAGUUCCAUGGGCUUAAAUAUAAUUGCAAGUUUACAGAUGACAGCAGCAGCAUCACCUGCACCAUUUCUAUUAUACAGAUUCUCUCUGGUCUUUCUUUUCUUAUUCUUUCUUAUUUUUUUCUGUUUUCUGUGCUACUACCAGAGAAAUCUCCUUUUGCUGUACAUUGUAAAAAUACCUGCAUCUCUUGGUACAUACUGAUGUUUCUUGAAAAGCUUCCAAGACCUUAUAUUGAUCAAACUUGUAAAAUUAAGGUGAUAGUAGGAUGGGGCAUGGGAGAAGAAUGUGGAACAUUUUGGAGCAUUCGUUUUAACAUUUAUUUCUCAAGUCAGAUGACACCGAUCGGGUUAAAAGUGGAGAGUGCUGGGGGUUUUCUGCACAUGCAAAUUCAUAUUUAGGAUAAGGAUGCAGUGCCAACCAUUCUCAGCGUGUGUGUUGCACAGUUUAAGUAUUUAUUAUUUUGAACUUAGUCAGAAACUCAUGCAAAGAAAACACUAUUUUCUCCUGCAUAGAUACAGCAUUUAAUUUCUGCAUAUUGCUAUUGCAGAAGGUGGUUUAAGGCAACCUGUUACGUUGAGUUGAAGACACAGGAGAUAACAGAAUUUGUGUGUGGUUUUUAUGUACCAUGGGGUGGGGAAGGUUUUUGCCUCUGAAAAUUGACUUUCUCUCCUUGCUGAUGCGUUGUGUUCUGCUGAACACCACUCUUGUAGUUUUGUUUGCCCAUCACUAUUACGUUGUGUUGUAUUUCAAGUUCUGUCUUGUUGUCUUGACUAUUCCAAAGGGACCUUUCUCAAGGAGCGAAGCUUCCAUUGUGGCACCGUUCAUCAGCUGUGUAUGAAUUAAAAUAUUCCCUUCAGCUUUAAACUACCUUAAACCUGAAAUUACAUCAAUAUUUUGUGUUUUGACUUCACUAGAGCAAGGACUUCCUCCUAAAGAAUAUGUAACAAUGUACAAAUAGGAAAAUAUCUACCCAAAUUUAUAAUACGAGCAAAAAUAAAAGAAACCAAAUUCA
Messenger RNA from Varanus komodoensis (Komodo dragon), 3396 nucleotides. RefSeq names its product VPS33A core subunit of CORVET and HOPS complexes (gene VPS33A). The record is from RefSeq and is a predicted model, not a curated record. Lineage: Eukaryota; Metazoa; Chordata; Lepidosauria; Squamata; Varanidae. The transcript is spliced from 12 exons. Gene Ontology annotation, biological process: vesicle-mediated transport; intracellular protein transport. The coding region runs from base 239 to 1858 and encodes 539 amino acids. Gene Ontology annotation, cellular component: CORVET complex; lysosome.